This is a messenger RNA of Dictyostelium purpureum, 373 nucleotides long. RefSeq lists its product as uncharacterized. The transcript is spliced from 2 exons. NCBI's taxonomy places the organism in Eukaryota, Evosea, Eumycetozoa, Dictyosteliales, Dictyosteliaceae. Bases 66 to 248 code for a protein of 60 amino acids. The record is from RefSeq and is a predicted model, not a curated record.
CAACAACAACAACCAAAAAAAUUCAAUAUUUAUUUAUUUAUUAAUUUUAAAAAGCUAUUUUAAAAAUGUCAUUAUUCAAAUCAUUAACUUCAAUCAAUAACUCAAAUUUAAAAAAUAAUAAUUUAAAAAAUAUAUAUAGAAACAAAAUGUUUUCAUCAAAAUAUGAAAUUAAUAAUAUUCAAGUCUUUUAUGAAGAUGAGGCUUCUGAUGCUGGUGAUGAUUUUGGAAAUCCAACCUCCAAAAACUAAUAUAUUAUACCAAAAUAUUUAUUAUUAUAUUUAUUCAUAAUUGUAUUUUAUAAGAAUUUUAUAAAACAAUGAUUAAAAAAUCUUAAAAAUAAAAUUAAAUUAUUUAAUUUAUUUAUUUAUUUAUU